This is a messenger RNA of Photinus pyralis (common eastern firefly), 2639 nucleotides long. Its product is annotated as protein zyg-11 homolog B-like. The coding region runs from base 173 to 2398 and encodes 741 amino acids. Lineage: Eukaryota; Metazoa; Arthropoda; Insecta; Coleoptera; Lampyridae. The transcript is spliced from 6 exons. Gene Ontology annotation, cellular component: Cul2-RING ubiquitin ligase complex. The record is from RefSeq and is a predicted model, not a curated record.
CGGUGCGACCGCCUGUGGUAACAGAUCCACCACUCUAACCCAUUGUAUUUUUGAGUUUUGACAAAUGACAAGUGUUUACUUCGUUCAUUGAAAAAGCGAAGAAUUUUCCAGCAAAUCUUCGAAAAUGUAAAUUACGUGUAUUCCAACAUAAGGUACUUGCCAACUUCGAAAAAUGUUCGACAGCCCCACAACCCUGCGAGAAAUUUGUUUAGAAUUCAUUUGUGAUAAUAUCCUAAGGGUCUUCGAAUUAUAUUACGAAACCAAUUCCGUCACACCGAUACGUUCGGUCGAGUCCGAGGCGAUCGUACAGAAAAAGUUACGCUUUAAAGAUAGCGACCUGUUUUUAUUUAACGAGAUAUCCGAAAGCCUGCUAUCGAAGUUCGGAGAAAGGCACCUGCUGUCCGAUUCGACGCUUAGCUUGUUCGCCGAGAAGAACACACGUUUGCGAACCGUCAAAAUAAAGAAUGCGAAGAAGUUGACGUAUGAGGGUCUGAAAAUUUUGCGACAGCACAAAAUCGUGCACUUGGAGUGCGUGGGGUUGAAAAGCGUGUGCGUUAACAAGAUUUUAGACUGCUUGGGGGAAUGGUCGAGGCAAAACAUUACCAGUCUCAAUAUUUCCGAAUGUUCUUUUAUAGACUCGUCAAGGCACUGUUUGAUGAUUGCGUUGACUCACUUGAAGAAUUUGCAUAGCUUAAACGUUUCGUAUACCGAAUUUAAUCAGCAGACGUUGAAGUUAAUUUGCGACGAUUUAAAACUAUUGGAAAAGUUGGACAUUUCCGGCACGUCGGUGUACGAUUUGACACCGCUACUGCAAUACGCCGACACCUUAGUGAGCCUUACUUUAGCGGACUUCAAAUUGAGCAAGGCGUUGGCGUCGACCGUCGUUAAGCUCGGCGGUCUCAGACACCUGGACGUGAGCGUGUCGAGCGACAAGCUCGACAUGUCCGAUUGCAGUGGCAUUCAGGAGGUCCUCGAGCACGAGGAGGCGUUGCCGAAUCUGGUCUCGCUCGAACUGUCGGGCUGGCGUGACUUUGCCUCGAAGGAGACGUUGGACGCCUUCUUGAGGAAGCACGCCAAGUUGCGCUACCUGGGAUUGGUACUGAAUUGGAUCGUCGUCGAUCCGCAGUACUGCGAUCCGGAGCAUGUCGAUUUCAAUCCAAAUUUGGUGAUCGCUGGUGUCGGCAGCGAAAGCCAAAUAAAGGUGACUCUGCAGAAGCAUUACGAGCGAGCGAAUUACGUCCAAAAAGCGCUAUACCACCUGUUUCAAUUGACGAGCACGUUUCAAGAGGCGAGACCGGACGUAUUCGCGCUGGUUCUUCCCGCCAUGGAAGCGCAUCCGACGAAGUUCGGCGUGCAGAUGGCGGCGACCGCCUGCGUUUACAAUCUGACGCGCGGCGAGCUUUCGAAACGGAUACACCCGAAGUUGCUGAGUCGAGGUGUAAAUUUGACCUUGAACGCGAUGAUGCAGUUCCCGGACGAGUAUCAGCUGCAGAAGAACGCGCUGCUCACGCUCUGCAGCGAUCGCAUCCUGCAGGAGGUGAGCUUCGAUCGUUUCCGUUGCGCCAAGCUCGUACUCGACUCGCUGUGCGCGUUCGAGGGAAGCAACAUGAACCGGAUGGCGGUCGCCAUAUGCAGCAUACUCGCCGCGAAAGUGUCUACGGACGAGACCUCGGAGCUCGGCGCUCGACCGAACUACAUGCGCAAGCUGCUGUCGAUGGUUCAAAGUCGGAUGGAAACCAAAGUUUCGGAUAUCACGAUGAAGUUUACGCUCAGCGCCUUGUGGAAUCUAACGGAUGAAAGUGCGGCGACGUGUACAGUAUUUUUGGAGCAAGGUGGGGCUACGUUGUUUUUAAACGUACUAAAAACAUUCCGCUUCGAUAGCGCGAUCGAAACGAAAGUGUUAGGUCUUUUAAAUAAUAUCGCAGAAGUAGAGAAGCUGCGUAUGAGUUUGAUGUUGAACUCCUUAAUUGAAGAACUUUAUUCGUUGUUAAAAUCGGAUCUAAUUGACGUGAGCUAUUUCGCGGCGGGAAUCGUUGCUCAUUUAGCAUCGGACGGUCCCCUCUAUUGGUCCGUCAAUAAAUUCACUCGGGACGAAAUGCUAGUCGAAUUGCGCAACGCCGUUUCACAAUGGAAAGUGCCCGACAGCGAGAUGGUAGCCUACCGAAGUUUCAAACCUUUUUUCCCCUUGAUGAGGCCCGAGAUGGACUAUCCGAUACAACUGUGGGCCGUGUGGGCGAUUCACCACGUCUGCACGAAAAAUCCUUCACGUUACUGCCUUAUGCUAAGGGAGGAGAAGGGUGUCGAAUACUUACUGGACCUGUUAGCCGAUGCGAAAACGCACGAAGAUAUUCGGAGCUUGGUUGGCCAGAUUUUGCAGCUGCUUAAAGUACAUUUCUGAGUAGGCGUCAUUGUGAUAUUUUUUUAUUAACGUUGUACAUAAACGCGAUCAGUUUUAGGAAAAUGUAAAGCUUGUAUUAAUUGUUAUUUUAUCAAUUUUAUUGUUUAUCGUUCAGAUCACUAUUGUCAACGUUGCUUUUACUCGCUACAAAAAAAAACGAUUUCGAUAAAAUAAUUUUUAUAUCAUGUGCCAAAUAAUGCUCCGUUUUUCGAUUCUAGUCAAAUAAAUUAUUCGAAGUUUC